CCAUCAUGUACUCCUGGUUGGUUCCAGCCCAGAUUGGUGUGAGAAUGGAAAAUCUGCAAUGAUGUCAAGAUUCGCAUACCAAGGAAACCUUCGGCACAUCGAUUCGACAAGCAACCACUUUGAAACUUUGAUGUGGAGACAACAUUUCAUGAACAUCGGAUUGAAGCCAUUAGCAUUAAAAAAGAGGGACAACAAUCAAAUUCUUCCUUUCAUUCCUGCGCUACAAAACAACAGGGCCUCUUUCGCAGUAUCCUGACUGUACUGAUUCCCUUCAUCCGCCAGCCCAAUGUUUCACUUCGCAACCUACAUCUUCUCUACGAAGCGCGCAUAUAUUUCCGUCAACCAUACUUGUUUCUCCUCUCUUCGCCUUGACACAUCACUUGUUCGCUCUUCUCGCAUUUCGCAUUCUCAUCUCACUCCCACUCACCUCAGCAUUUCCGCGAUGCCUCUUC
Messenger RNA from Guillardia theta CCMP2712, 452 nucleotides. RefSeq lists its product as hypothetical. Bases 59 to 256 code for a protein of 65 amino acids. The transcript has a single exon. NCBI's taxonomy places the organism in Eukaryota, Cryptophyceae, Pyrenomonadales, Geminigeraceae. The record is from RefSeq and is a predicted model, not a curated record.